This is a messenger RNA of Penicillium nucicola, 4275 nucleotides long. RefSeq lists its product as uncharacterized. Lineage: Eukaryota; Fungi; Ascomycota; Eurotiomycetes; Eurotiales; Aspergillaceae. Gene Ontology annotation, molecular function: protein binding. The transcript is spliced from 3 exons. The record is from RefSeq and is a predicted model, not a curated record. Bases 1 to 4275 code for a protein of 1424 amino acids.
AUGUCAGAUCCAGUCGAGAACGACUACAACCUGCAGGAGGCGUGGGACAGGGCAUGCACAUCAUUCGCACAGACAGCGAAGGUUGACCUCACCACUGCGCCGAAGUUUACUGUCGAUCAAGUACUCGACCAGAUCCGAACAAAGCAGGAUGAAGAUGACGAGAAAAACAACAAGUAUAAGACGGCAAAGGAUGUGAUCGGCAAAACGUUGAACUUCGUUAUGGUCUUAGGUGGCAUAGCCGCCCAAGGUGCUAGUAUGGUAUUUGCACCGAGCAGUUUGUGCUUCAAUGCGAUUUCGUAUCUCAUUAGCACGGGAGCAAAGUACAAGCGCAUUUUCAGCAGUCUCUCCGAGUUGUUUCGGCGCAUUUCCGACGUGCUAGAACGCUGCAAGAUCUACAUGCGGCUUCCUGCUGACGCAGUUGACAUUUCACUGCGUAAGAUCAUCAAUGAGGAACUGGUGUGCUUUGUCGAUAUUUGUGCUUUGUCCAUCAAAGUGUUGAAGGGUCACAAAGUCUUUACAGCACUGAAGGUCUUUGCAUUUGACAGUGAUGAGGGAGUGAGUGGCCAGCUAGGUCGCCUGCAAACACUGGUGGAGCGCGAGUCUCAGAUGCGUGCAACUCUAGGAUUUGAGUCCCAGAAGACGAGCGAGAGAAAUAUCAUUGAAAACAAAGAAGGAACCAAAAAGAUCAAUACCACUGUGGACAAACUGCUCACUUUCGAGAAGAAGAAAGACGCAGACAAUGUUGUUAAAAGGCUAUUGAACAAUAUUGAUUCAAGCCUUGAUACCCCGAGUGAGACUUACAAGGCCUCACAAACAGUCUACAAGCGGCUCUUGAAUGACCAGGUUCAGGGAAGUGGAGCGUGGCUUCAGACGGAUCCUCAGUACACAUCAUGGGCGGGUCUUGAGGACGAAUCCUUUUCAAUACUUGGUAUUUCUGGCGGCGAAGGAUACGGCAAGUCGUUCCUUUUUGCGGCAAUAGUCCAACAUCUACAAGAGACUCCUUCACAUGUCACCAAUGAUCUCAAGUGUAUCUCUACUGCCUACCACAUUUUCGAGCAGGAGAAGGGCGAUGCCUCCUUAAUCAAGGCCCUCAAGGUUCUCGCAUGGCAGAUCGCUAAUACAGAUGUUGUUUAUCGCAAAGAUUUAAGCUCUUCGAAAUUCGGCAGCGUCAACCAGAUAGAUGACGUUUGGGAAGCGCUUUAUGCGAAAUCUUACAAAUGCGACUCAACUUUCUUCCUUCUGCUUGAUGGCGUUGACCAGAUGAGCAAGAACCAUCUCAAGGACUUCACACAGCUUUUAUCAGGAUUGAAAACUAUAUCUCAGACUUGGCCACGUUUUAAGCUUCGCAUCCUUCUCUCUGGACGUGACAAAACGAUGAGCAAAAUCAAAACUCAGAUUGGAGAAGGAAUAUCUAUCAUCGAUGUGGCUUCGAAAAACAGCGACGACAUGCAGAAGUUUGUCAUUGAUCGCAUGAACAAGAUGGAGAUUUUGGGCGGUUCAUCAGACCAAGUCCUUUCAUUGCGACGCGAGAUCUUGCAAGCCCUCACAACGCAGACACAUGGUGAUUUCGUCAACGUCGGCCUUAUGCUACAUGAGAUCAGUGGCAAACAACGUCCAGGUGAAAUCCGAGAUAUUCUGUCACGUUCAGGAGGCAACCGAUCCGACACAAUUGUGAGAAAGAUGGAACUAUUGAAUGAGACACUCAGCGAUGAAGAUAUCUCUGAUCUCAACGAUCUUCUUACCUGGGUAGUGUUUGCUUCGCGGCCACUCACUCUGGAAGAAUUGGAAGCAGUUCUCUUCCUCAAGACCCGCGAGGCCUCUCUUCGUCCAUUGGCAGAGAAGAUCAGCGAUCAAUAUUCGUCACUGUUCAAGGUCUUGGGUGAUCCGAACCCCACAACUAAGAUAAUCCCGCCCACAUCGAGAGUUUUGCUAGUCUCUGACUCCAUAGAAGAGUUCUUGCGGACUACGCCUGAAAACGAAGCUGCUGAAAACGAGAAGGACGCGAUAAAUAGAGGUGAUGUCAACGAGGUUGAAGUCAGAAUCGUGAAGAGAUUUCUUGAGUCAGUGUGUGACCCGAAACUGUUCAACAAAUUCGGAUUCGAAGAUUUCUUCCAAAGGAAGCUGAAGGGAAAGACUGCUAGGGUAGGAGUCGAUGUUGAAAGCGCACACCUCAAGAUCGUCACAUCUUGCCUGGAUGUCCUUUGUUCUGAGCAAUCGCCCGGUCUCACUCCCUUGCUUGAUUAUGCAAUGAACUUUCUCCCUGUGCAUCUACAGAGCGCAGAUCCAUCAUUGACACAGCCUCAACAGAAGAGUGCUCUUGGGCCUCAACUUGUGAGCCUGUUUUACGAUGAAGAAAUUAUCCAACGAUGGUGGAUAGCAGAGAAUCCAUGGUCAAGGCACGAUUGGAUCUACAGCGACGAUUAUGCUGACGUUGCGCUGAAAUGGCUGCGGGACUCGGCUGUUACUAGAAACAUCUCUGUGGAACAGACCAAGUGGGUGAAGAGUCUGAGUUCGAAGUCGGAACCCGAUGCAGAUAUCAUCGAGCACAUCGGUCGGUUUUUGGCACGCAAUUGGCUUCAAACCAGUGUGUUGGGCAUCACAGAGGCUUUCGCAGCAUUCAAUGGAUAUGCCACAAAGAUUGAGAAUCGCAAGAAUCCGACGCUUUUGAGAUCUACCAGUGACCCAAGCCUAGGUGAUAUCAGUGCCUCCCAGAUCUUGGACACAGCAGAGUACGCUCGAAAGCAUAUUGGACUCGAAAAUUUGGGUUACGAGGAGACGCGAAAUCUAGCGCGUACCCUUCGAGAGUAUCACCAGUACCCCGAGGCGAUCGAAAAGUUCAAGCUAGCUUCCUCACUCGACGCAUACAACUGGUUCUCGGAAUGGGGCUUGGCAACCUGUUAUGCAUACAAGAAGGAUUAUACACUCGCAAUUGAGAUAGUGGAAGAAGCUAAGAAGGUCAUCAGGGCUGGAAACAACGAAGAAGACCAUGCAACCAUCCCGGACUUGGAUUGUGACCUCGCUGAAUGGAAUGGAAAUGCCGGGAAUAUUGAUCAAGCUGUUGCGAUAUACGAAUCCCUCCUUCACGCUAAUCCCGAUGACUACAAUACAGCACUUGCCCUGAUGCUCCUGUUCCACAAUGAAAAGAAUCGUGAGGGUCUACUUCGUUUCUUAGACUCUCUCAAGGAGUCUAUCGAUGAAACAACCGGCCUAGAUCGGCGGACGCAAGCAUUCCACGCCCACUACGGUAGUGCAGAAUACCACGCAACAAUUUUUGCCGUUGGCUCAGAAGCCGACGCCUUUAAUUUCAUCUUCGAGAGCUACGAGACUGCCAUAAACGCGGCUAAGGCACGACUCGUGGAGGCAAGGAAGACAGGUGACACCGGAGAAGAAGAGUUCAGCCGUGCAUGCCAAGCAAUGCUCAUGCAUCAUCUUGCAAACCUUUGUUAUGAGAAUAGUACCGAAAAGCCCGAGCGCAAGGAGCUCGCAAUCGAUCAGUGGGUGCAGAUCUUACAGAUGGACGAUUCGGCUGGUGACUACACGCUCACCAGCAUCAAGCCAUAUGUCCGCUCCAAGCUUGCCAGUGUGUGUUUCAUUGAAGCGCGCCGUGACAUAGAAACAUCGGGAAAGUACGUCGAGCAACUGGAGCAGCUUGUUGCGUUGAAAAGUGCUAGUGUGGCCGCUGACUGGUGUUAUUCGACGUAUCCGACGCGUUUGUUGGCGCGGCACUACGCGAUACAAGGAGAGAAGGAAAAAUUCAAAGAUGCUCUACGCACAUAUGUCAAAGAUCAUCUUGAAAUUCUCGUCGAUGAGGAUCCCCUCAAUGACUGGCAAGGAUACGCGGGGCUCUCAACUUAUUUGAUGUACGUGGGCGAGGAUGACGACUGUCUUGCGGCCUGGUCACUGAUUGUCCCGACGCCCGACACCGAUUUGAAUAGAGAGUCCCCAGAAGAUAAGUCAUCGGAAGAACUCAGGGGACCCUUGUAUAUUGUGUGUGAUGGAAAAUGCGGAACCAAGUGGUCAUUUUCCAACGAUAUUUACGCUUGCAGACAAUGCGAUGACAUCCAACUUGACCUGGCUUGCUUGAAUAAGCUGAGAGACGGAACUUUGGAAGUCAAUGGCUGUGGAAAAGACCAUGAGAUGAUCCACGUCCCAGCCUAUGAUGCGGCUGAGUUAGAGGAAAUCGGCGAUGGGAAUGUCAAGGUCGGAGAGCAAAUAAUGUCAGUUGAGGAUUGGAUCCAGAGGCUUAAAGAAAACUGGGGAAUCAAAUUGAGCUAG